This is a messenger RNA of Plasmodium relictum, 12168 nucleotides long. Its product is annotated as conserved Plasmodium membrane protein, unknown function. The transcript has 3 exons. The record is from RefSeq and is a predicted model, not a curated record. NCBI's taxonomy places the organism in Eukaryota, Apicomplexa, Aconoidasida, Haemosporida, Plasmodiidae. The coding region runs from base 1 to 12168 and encodes 4055 amino acids.
AUGAAUAUAUUAAAAUUUUUAAAAAAUACAAAAUUUCAAUUAGAUAAAAUUAAUAUAAGUUUUCUUUUUUUUCAGAAUAUACUUCUUUUUAAUUUACCAUUUAAAAAUAUUGAAGUAAGAAAUAUAAUUUUUGAAUUUGAUUUUAUAAAACGAAUAUUUAGCUUUUUUAACAAAAAAGAAAAAAAAAGAAAAAAAAAGAGAAUAUGCUUUGAUAAAUUAAAAGUAUCAUUUGAUUUUGAAGAUCUUGAAAAGUACAACUCUUAUUAUAAUUUUUACUUUAAGUUAAAAAAACCAAAUAUUUUUAAGGGAAUAUUUUCCAAUAUAUGUUUUAAAGUGUUUAUUUUGUUUUUAAAAAUACUUUUAAAAUUUUAUUUUAUAAGAAUAAAAAAAAUUUAUAUAAAAAUAUAUUAUAAUCAUAAACAUAGACACAAUAAAUAUUGUGAUAAUAAAAAAAAUAUUUGCAAUGGAAAAAGUAAAUAUCAUCUUUUAUUUUAUGACAUUUAUAUUUUAUAUAAUAAAAUAAAAAUAGAGAAAGAUAAGAUUAGAGAAAAUAAUGAUACCAUAAAGGAAAUAGAAAGAGAAAAGCAAGUAGUUAGCGUUAAUAAUAAUAUUAAUAAUAAUAAUGAUAAAUUUAGUUACAUUUUUUCAUGUGAAAAAAUUGUUUUUAAUAAAGAAAAUAACAGAAGUAGUUUAAUUUUGAUUAAAAAUUCUUUUUUUUUUAUUGAGGAAAAAAAGAUAUUUUUUCCUAUUUUUUAUAUUAAAAUAAAAACAUGUGAGUUUAAAGAAAUUUUAUUUUUAAUAAGUAAUAUAAAAAAAAAUGGUUUCAUAAAUGAUCUAAUAGAAGUCAUUAAAAAAGAAGAUUUAAAGAAUUUAAUUUGUCAUUAUAAAAGCAAUAAUAAUUGUAAUUUUUUGUUAAUAAAUUUCCUCAUUUGUUUUAACAAUUUAUUUAUUGAUAUUCAUUUAAAAAAUAAAAUAUGUAAGAAUAAAAUAAAAAAUGCAUAUUUUAAAAGUAUAAAAAAUAAACAAGGAUGUAAUGAUUUCAAAUUCUUUUUUAAAUCUUUUUUUUCUUAUACUCAAAAGAAUUUAAUUUUAGUCAGUGAAAGAAAGAACUCGUCAGAAAAAAAGAUAUCAUUAAAGAAUUCUUUAAUUAAAAAUAAGAACAAAUAUAAUUUAAAAAAAUUGGAUAUGGUAUAUAAUAAAUUUAAGUUAAUAAAAAAAAAAAAAAAUUUCGUUUUUAAAAAAUUAUAUAAUAAAUAUCACUUUAAUUUAAGUAAUUUAUGUUUAAUUUUCGAAAUAAUAGAAUUUUUAUAUAUUUAUCAUAUACUAGAAGAUGAAUUUCAAUUAUAUUGGUGUAAUGAAAAUAUAAAAGAAGAAAAAUUAUGUUUAAGUUAUACUGUAAAUAGUAUCAAUGAUAUUUAUUUUGUAUGCAUUCAGAAUAGCGCCAUAUACUUAAAUAAAAAUAUAAACAAAUUCAUUUUAUUAUAUGAAAAUCCAGUAUUAAGAAAAUAUGAAGAAGAAUUAUUCUAUGAUACUUGUCUACAUGAUAAAGGAGAAAUAAUAAAAAUAGAAAUAAAAAAUAUAUGCAAUUAUAAAGAGAAAAAAGAAUUCUUUGCAAAUUUUAAUAAUAACAAUGAAAUGCAGCAUGAUAGUAAAAAGGAAAAUUCUGUAUUUCUUUCUUAUGAAGAGAGAUUUUUAUUCUCAUUAAAUGAAAAAUCCUGCUAUUUUUUUCUCAAUGAUAUUACAUUUAAAAGUACUUAUUAUGAUAAUAAUAUCUUAUAUGAAUAUAUACUAAAUGAUAAAACAAAUAUCAUUUUAAAAAAGGGAAAAGAAAAAAAUCUAUUAACAAUUUACUUAAAUAAUUUUAUUUGUAAUUUGUCAGCUUUACAUAUAAAUUUUUUUUUUUAUAUUUACUCCGUUUACUGUUUUAAUAUAAAAAAAAGAUUAUACUACAUCAGAAAUCCUUUAAGAAAAAAAAAUAAAAAAGUAAAAAAUACCAAUUUAAACAAUUCAUUUUUUUUUUUAAGUUUGAUUGUUAGUAAUUGUUCACUAAGGUUGUUUUGUAUAUCUUAUAAUUUUUAUAUAGAUAACAAUAACGUACAUAUAUUAAAGAAAGAAAAAGAAAAGUUAACAUAUAUAUUAUUUACAUUUGAUUUGAAAUAUAUUUUAAAAAUUAAUGAAGAAACAAAAAAAUUAAAUAAAGCUAAUAUGAUUUACCUGAAUUAUUUUUAUUUUAAUAAUGUAAAAAUUCAAAUGAAAGAAUGUACCAAUAUAUUAAGGAAUUUAUGUAUUUUUAAGAAGAAAAAAAGAAUAAGUAAUAACAAAAAGGAUAAUAUCAUUAAUAAUUAUGAUUUUUCUAUCAAAAUUAAAGAUAAGAAAAUUUAUGUGGAUAUAUUAAAUAAAGCAAAAAUAAUAUUUUUAAAUUUUGUCAUAUAUCAAAUUUAUUUAGCUAUUAGGAGAAUUAUUUACUUAUAUAACAUAAAUGUAAAAAGUAAAAAUGUAAUAAAAAAAUUUAAAAAAGAGAAAAAAAAAAUUAAAAGGAAUGUGUAUAACUUUUUAUUAAAAAAAAUGAAAUAUGAGAAUAAUAGUCACAAAAGCAGAAAUGAUUUUCAUUAUUUAAAUAAUUUUUUUACUGAUUUUUAUAUAAAUAAAACUGAUGAAAAGUAUUUAACCAAGGAAUACUUUUAUUUGAAACAUUUUAAUAAGAAUAAUUUUAAAUAUAAAUUAAAAUCUGUUUAUAACAAUGAUUCGAUGUUAAAAUAUUUAAUUCAGAUUAAGUUAAAAUGUAAAGUGACAUUUAUAUCAUUUGAUUCUUUUUUAAAUUUGAAUUAUUUAAGAAAAAUGGAAAAUGAACAAUUGCUAAAAAAUCAGUUUAACGUAAAUUUAAAUGGCAAUAUAUGCUUAUUUUAUUUUGAUAUAUUAAAUAAAAACAAUAUAGAAUGUAAUAGAUUUAUAAAAUUAUACAUAAAUUUUUAUAAAUUAAAAUUAAACAAGAUUACGAAUUUUAAUAAAACAUAUACUAUUUUAUAUUUUAAAAAUACCAAAGAAUAUAAAGAAUAUGAUGUUUUUCAUAGAAAUUUUAAAAAAAAUUUUAUAAAAAGAAAAAUUAAUCAUAAUACAAGUAAUGAAACCAAAGAUUACUGUAUUUUAGUGUCAACUAUUAGUAACUUGGAUUUUACAUAUGAAAUAAAUAAUUUUUACUUUAAGAAUAGACACAAUUUUUGUUUAGAAAACUUAGAAAAAAAUAAGCGUUUAAUGAAUGAAAUAAAAAAUUUUAAUAACAAAAUAAGUAAUGUUAAGAAGUUUAAUACGAAAACAAAAAUAUACGGAAAUAACUUAUCUUUAAUAUUUAAAACAAACGACUUUUUCCAUUUUUUGAAUAAAUAUUUGUUCAUUGACUUUUUUAAUUUAUUUUCAUUAAAGAAUUUUUGUGAAACAAGCAUUUUCAACAAUGAGGAUAUUUUUUACUUUGAAGAAAAAGAAUUACACAAUAAAUUUUCAUUUAGGAAUUUUAUGAUUUUAAAAAAUCAAGUAAAAAAUUAUGUAAAUAAAAAUGAAUUAUUAAAAAUUAAAUUAUUCCAGGAUAAUUUAAUUAACAAUAAAUAUAAUUUAAAUAAUUUCUAUAAAAUUAAAAAAUGUAAUAUGAAAAAUAUUUUAGUAAGUUUAAAUAAAUAUAAUAUAACUUUUGACAAUGUAAUUUUAUUUUUACCUUCUAUUAUGGAUAAUAAAAAUUUCAUAAUAUCAAAGAAUAAUUUUUAUAUAAAAAAUAAAUUAAUAUUUAAAAGAAAUCAAGUAGAAAAAAGAAUUUUAUUAUAUGAUAAAAUUUAUGUUUAUUUUUUGAACAGUUUUUGCUAUUCGAAUGAAAAAAAUAGCAUAAUGAAAAAUGUAAAUAUUUUGAUAAAUUAUUAUAGAAAUGUUAUAUAUAAAAUAAAUCUAUUCUCAUUAUUUAUUUAUGUAUCAGGAAUAGUAUAUUUAUCACCAAUGAAAUUCAAGCUAUUUCAAGAUAUUCUUAUAGAAAAUAUAUUAAAUAAUAAUUUAGAAUAUUUUUAUAAAAAACUGUAUAAAAAUAAAACUGAGAAUAAAUUAUAUGAAUAUAAUAAUUUAACAGAUAAAAUCUAUUAUAAUAAUAGCAAAAGUAGUAAAAGGAAAAAUAAUGAUAAUAAAAUUUGUAAAAAUGCAAAUUGUAAUAACAGGAAUUUUUAUUUAAAUGAAAACAAAUUCCUAGUUACUAAAAAAGAAAGAAAAGAUUUAAAUAUUGUUUUAUAUUUUUUUAAUAUUCACAUAAAUUUAGAAAAUGAUCAUUUAAAAAAUGGAAUAAAUUACAUUUUUAGCAAAUAUACAUUUGUUAAAAUUAUAAAAUAUGUAAAAGAGCAUACUAUUUUAACAUAUAUAAAAGGAGUUAUUCCUGUUGUUCUAAAUUAUUUUUAUGAAUAUCCAUUUGAUGUAUUAUUAUACAAUAAAAAAAUAAAAAAAAAUAAUUACAUGAAAAUUCUGUCAAAUAUGAAUAAUAUAAAAAGUAUGUUAGAUUUUAAAAAAUUUGAUUUAUUUUUAAAAAAAAAAUUAUCUAGUUAUAAUAGUCUACAAAAAAAAAAAAAAAAAAAAAAAAUAUAUGAAAUUUUUUAUAAUAGAUUUAAAAAUAAUGAUUUUGCAUUCGAUAUAAUAAAUGACAUACAUAUAAAGGUUAAUAAAGUUUUUCUAAGUACUGAUAUUUUUGAAUUGCUUAAUUUAUACAUUUUUUUUUUUAUUGGAGAUAAAAAUUUAUUUAUUAAUCAAAUAGAAAAGUUGCUUAAAUUUGAAAGUUAUUUAAAACGUUUAUAUUACAAUUUAUAUAUAAACGAAAAAAAAAAAUUAUUUUCAAAAAAAAAUAAGACACAAAAGGUGGAUAAAUACAAGAGAAAAUACAUAAACAAUUUCAAUUUAAGAAAAAUGAAGAUUAAUGUAUUAAGAAAAGUACAAGAAAAAAAAAUAAAUGACUCGUUAAUAUAUAUGUAUAAAAGGAUGAUAAAAAACUUAAGCUCAUUUGAUUUCAAUAAUUAUAACUGUAUAAUAAAAACUAAUAAUAUAUAUAAAACUAUUAUAAAUGUUAAAUAUGUUAAUUUUAUGUUCAAUUUUUUAUUCUAUGAAAAUUUUUUGAGUACAAUAAAAAAAUUGUGUAAAAAUGAUAUUAAGAAAUAUAACAAAAACAUAUUCAGUUUAAUUUAUAAAGGAUCUUUACAUUUUUGUUUAUUCUUUAAUUUAAGAAAAAGUAUAUUUUUAAAUUUUGUUAAAAAUUCGAAAUAUAUAUUUUUUAAUAAUUUUAUUUUCGAUAACUAUUUAGAAAUGGAAAAUUUCUCAAAGAAAAAUAUGACAUAUUUAAAAAACAUUAUAUUAAAUAUAUUUAAGAAUAUCAAAGAAGAAUUAAGUGAAUUCAUUCAUUUUAAUUUCUCAUUAACAAAAAAAAAUAAUUUAUAUUUAUUGAAUAAUAACUCUUUUUAUUGUAUAAGUAAAAACAUAAAUAUGAGGAUAAUUAUGAAAAGUUAUAAACUUGUAUAUUUUCUUAACAAUAUAAAAAAUAUAAAACUUAAUGAUUUCUACCUUAAUGAUAUUUUGUUAAACAAUUUAACAGAUAAAAAUAAUUAUAUUAAACGAAAUGAUUAUAAUUACAAUAAUAAAGAUAAUAAACACAUUUAUGACUUGCAAUUAUUAAAUAAUAAAAGUGAAAAUGUAAAUAAAAGUAAUGACAUUUGGAAUUGGGAAUUUCGAGGAAAUAAUAUAACAAGAUUACUAAUAAAUAAUAAUAAUAAUAUAAAUAAUAAUUAUAUAAAUAAUAUAAAUGAUAAUAAUAGUUAUAAUAAGGAAAGUAAGUAUAAAUAUUUAGAACCUAAAUAUUUGAAUGUAACAUUAAAAUAUGUAAAUAUCGUAAUAAAAUUAAAAGACUUUUUAUAUUUAAUAAAUAAGUUAUAUGAAAUGAUUUAUUUUUUAAAUUAUUAUGAAGAAAUGAAUGUAUGCUUUUAUAAAAUUUGUGAAAGAAUAUUGAAAAAUAAAUACAUAUGUAAAAUAUGUAGAACAAAAGAAUUAAAUUAUUCUACAUGGAUAAUAAAUACUUUAAUUAGUAAUUUGCAUAUUCACAUAUACGAAAACAUAUAUCAUAAAUUAAAAAAAUUGGAAAAAAAAAAUAUAAUUUACUUAAAUAUUAAAGGGAUAUAUGAAUAUAUUUCAUGUAGUAAAAAAAAUUAUACUUUAGUAAAAAAGCAUGAUUUUAAUUUAACUUCUAAUAUAUUUUUUUCAAAAAAUAAUAUAUAUGAAGAAUUUGCUAAGAAUAUUCAAAUACAUUUUAUUUCCUUAAAAACUAAAGAGAAAACUAACUUUUUCUUAUUUCUUAAAAAUGAUUUAAAUAUAUUUCUAACAAAAAAUACAUUUAGAAAAAUUUUAUAUUUAUAUGAUGAAUUAAAAAAUAAAAAAAAUUAUAAAAUGAAUGAGAAGAAACAUGUAUGUAGGAUAUCAAAUUAUAAAAAAAAAAGGAUAAUUUAUAACAAGUAUAAAAAAUACUAUAGAAUGACAAAAUCAAAGAGAAUUAUAGAAAAUGAUAAAAACAAAAACCAUUUAUAUUACGAUAAAGUUUCAGAAAACUAUUCACUUCAUAAUAUUGACAAUUUAAUUUUAUCGUGUAAUGAAAAAUAUUAUGUUUUAAAUUAUACAGAAAAUAUGAGGAAGCAAAGAAAAAAAAGUUAUAUUGAAAAUAGAUAUUUUAAAUUAUCUCAUGAUGACUACGUAAUAAUAAAUUAUUUCAAAGAAAAGAUUUUUUCAUACGAAAGUAAAGAGAUAAAAAACAGAAAAACGCAAAAAGGGGAUCUUUUACAUAUGUUUUAUUUAAAAAAAGGAAAUACAAUUAUAUUUCCUUCAUUAGAAGAAAAUAUCACAAAAAAAAAUCAUUUAAUUAUGAUUAAAAAGAAUAAUUUUUAUAAUUUUAUUUCAAAUAUAUGCCUAUUUAAUAAUACAAAUUAUGAUAUGAUCUUUUUAUAUAAAAAUUAUAAAUGUUUCUUAUAUUCCAAAAAAAAUUCAUAUAUAAAAUCUUUUAAUAUGAAAAAUGAUAACUUCUGUAUACUUAUCUUUUACAACAAAAAAUUAUAUUUUUCUGAACAAGUAAAUCUGAAUUCAUUAAAAAAAGGAAAUUUUAAAAAUAAAGAAAAAAUUUUACAAAUUAUUCAAGAUAAAAAAAAUAACUUAAGUAAAAUGAAUAUUAUAAAUAAAAUUGAUAGUAUGUAUUGUGUAUUUAAUAAUUUAAUAUAUUUAAAAGAAAUUAAAAAUAUCAGAAAAUUUUUAUUUUUAGAGGUUGAGUAUAAUAACAAUGAUAAAAACUAUUUAAAUAAUUUUCAAUUUAAUAAAUAUAAUAUAUAUAAUAUUAUUGACAGAAAAUUUAUAAAACUAAUAUUAAAUGAAGAAUAUAUAAGUAAUAUUAAAAAUAAUGAUAGCCUUAUAUUAGAUUUAACUGCAAUUAAAAAUGAAAAUAGUUUAUAUAUACAUAUAGAUAACAAAAUGAAUUUAAAAAAUAAUUUACCUUUAAAAGUGCAUUAUAAAUGUGAACAUAAAUUAAAAGUUUUGAAUAGUUUUAAGCAAAAAAGUAUAUUAUGUGAUGACUUUGAUUUAAAUGUGAAAUUCAACAAAUUUCAAGGAAAUAAAUUAGAAAUAUAUGAAGAUAUAGGUAAUGAAAAAGAAAGAAGUAAUAAUAUAAAUAACGAAACUAAAAAUAGUCAUAAAAAGUUAUAUUACACUAAUGUUAUAAAAAAACCCAAUGAAAUUAUAAUAACAUGUUAUACAUUAAUUUAUCUUUAUAGUUAUAAUAUAAGAAAUAUUGAAUUGGACAGAAAGAAAAUAUAUUUUAAAAAUGAUUUAAUUAAUAAAGAGAUAAACAAAACAUUAUAUACAUAUUCUUUAAAAGAAAUGAAAAAAUUUAUUGGCUUUUAUAAUGGACCAUUUAAUAGUGUUGUUUUUGAAAAUAAUAAAAUAAACAAUAUUUCAAUAAAUAAUUGCAAAGAAGUAAAUAUAUGUGAAAAUAUAAAUAAUAAAUCUUACAUUUCUAGUUAUAUAUUAAAUUAUAUGAAAAAUAAUAAUAUUAAUAAUAAAAUAAAUUCAUUAUUAGUUAUUUAUCCACGGUAUAUAGUAAUAAAUAAAACAAAUUAUAAUUUAGUUAUGUUUGCUGCUAAUAGUGUAAAUUAUUUUUUUCAGAGGAAAUCUAGAAAUGUGAUUAAUUUAAUUGAAAAAAAUGAAAAUAAAUUUUUUUUUAAAAUAAAAAAUACUAAUAAUUUUAAUGAUUAUAUGCUUUUAAGUGGAUCAAUAGAUAUAGCAAAAGAAUCAUCAUAUAUUUGUUGCUUCACAAAAUUGUUUGAGUAUGAAAAAAGAAAAGAAAAAAAUAAUAAAGUUUAUAAAUUAAAAAAGUUAAGUAAAAAUAAAAAUAAAAAAAAAAAAAUUUUUAUUAAUUUAAAAAUUACCAUAUGCGAAGGUAUCAAGUUAAAAGGAGAUAUUACUUUCAACAAAUGCUUUUAUAUAUACAUAAGUGAAUACAGAACACCUAUCGAAAAAAAAAAAAAGUACAUUACAUACAUAAAUGAUAAUAUAUCAAAUUUUAUAGAAAACAACGAUAAUUCUAUUAUGAAUAUAAAUAAAUAUAUAGAAAAAGAAGAAGAAAUAAAAAAAAUUUAUAUUUAUAACAGUAUGAAUGCAAGUAUAAUAUUUGAUAUAUUUCAUUAUAGCGAGAUUAUUUAUUUAAUAAAAAAUUCAAUUAAUAAAAAUAAUGAAAAGGAAAGUUAUUUUAACAUGGAAAAAUUAUGCAAUGACAAUAAAAAUGAAAAAAUUAAUAACAAUAAAAAUAAAGAAAAUUUUUUUUUCAAUAUUUUCAAUAUAGAAAGUAGCGAAAACACCAGCUCAGUUGAAUUUCAUAACGAUAGUGAAAAUCCAAGCUGUGAUUCAAACAAAUUAUCAAAAUAUGAUUUAAAUUAUAUAAUAAAAAAUAAACAUCAUUUUCAAAAAUAUAUGAAAAAAAAUAAGAAAAAAUUUCGAUAUAUAAAAGAGAAUAGUAUAAAAUAUUUACCUUUGCGAAAAAAUAAAAACAUUAGAAAUUCCUUUUUUAUUAUAUAUCCUUAUAAAUAUUCAAAGAUAAGCGAAAUUAUUAAAUUUUCAUUAGAAAAAAAAAGAUAUAUAUUAAAAUACAAAAAAAAAAACAAAAUAACAUUCAUAGAAAUAUUUUUAAUUCAAAAGAAAAAUAAACUUCUUAUUAAAAUUUCACAAUAUGUUGACAAUAUAAUACAAAUUAGAGGUAAAGUAAACAUGAAUCUAUUAUUUAAGGAAAAAGUUGAUAUGAAAGAAUUUCAUAAUAAAAAAAAUAACAAUAUAAAAGAAGGGGAUGCUUUGAAGAAAAAAAAACACGAGAAAGAAACUUAUUUAAGAGAUGAUAAAAUAAGUAAAAAUGAAUACAUUAUUAAUGAAAGCGAUUCUUUUAAAAAAUAUAUUUUUCAUUCUAUUAUUAAAAGAAAAAAUAAUAAAAAGUUUAUAAUUUAUAAAAAUAAUAUUUACAACUAUAAUAAAAUAAUUGAUAAUUCUAUAUUGUUUAAUAUUCUUGAUUGUAAACAUAAUAAACAUUUCUGCAAAUUUAAUAAUGUCGCAAAAUUUUAUAGAAAAAAGUAUACAUAUAAAAUUAUUUCGAAUAUGUUGAAAUAUAAAAUGAAUGAAAAUAUAAUGAUAGAAAAAAAUUAUAAAGUAAAUAAUUCAUUAAAAAAAAAAUCAUACUAUCAACAUUUUGAAAAUAAAAAUGUUACAUUCAUUGAGAGUAUGAAUAAAUAUAAAUUUUUUUUCAGAUCAAAAACAGAAAAAUCCAUAAACAUUAAUUAUUAUUUUGAAAUGAAAAAUGAUAUAAAAAUAAAUUUCUUUUCUACCUAUUUGAUCGUCAAUAAUGAUAUAACUAAGCAAAAAGAAGUGGAAAUUAAUUAUAUGAGAGCAUUAGAUCAAAAAGAAAAACAUUUCAUAAAAGCAUAUAAUAGUAAUGAUAGAAAUCCAUUAAUAAAAAAGAAAAAAAAUUCUCAUAUAUGUACAUUUGUUUUACAUAAUACUAAUAUAUUAAUAACAAAAGAAAAUAAUAAAAAUAGCAUUUCAUUUCAUUUAGAGGAUUUUUCUAUCUUUGAUUUAUCAUCGUAUAAUAUUAAAAAAAUAUUUUUCAAAAAAAUAAUAGAUAAUAAUUUAUAUAAGCAAAGAAAUAAUGAAAUAUAUAAUAAUGAAAGUAAUACAAAUGAAAAUUUUAAUAUUAAUGAUAUAAUGAAUUUAGAAUUAAUCUAUGAAAAUUAUAAAAAUUUAGGAAAAAUAAAAAAAUUUGAACUUUCUUUAUCACAUAUAUGUGUAAAUUUAUCAUUAGAAAUUAUUGAAAAAUUCUAUUAUUGCUAUGAAAAAUUUUUUAAAAGAAAGAAAAUAAAAAAGAAUUACAAGAAGGAUCGUUUUCUUUUUGAAUCAAAUAAUAGUGUUUCUACUAGUCUAAGAGAAGGAAAAAAAGGGAAAAUAAAAAUUGAAAAUUUUAAGGUUUAUCCAUUGAAAAUAAAUUUAUUUUUUAUAAAAAGAAAUGAUUUAAGCAUAUAUAAAUACAAAGGAAAAAAAAAUUUUAUAUUUAAUGUGAAGCCUUCUUAUUUAAGUGAUAUAAAAGAUGCGGAAUUUUUUAUAAAUUCAUUGUACUUAAAAAAUAUAAAGGAAAAAGAUUUUACAAGCUUUACUAAUUUUGUUCUGAAUUUUUAUAUGAAAGAGUUAUAUAAGAAUUUGUUUUUUUAUUUAACCAAAAUGAAUUUAAUAAACAAAUAUCUCAAAAAUUAUUAUAACUUUUUUCAUUUAUUGAUGGACAAUAACUUAUUCAAUAUAGAUAUAUCGAGAAAUUUUAAAAAUAUAAAAAAUGAAAUAGAAAAGAAAGAAAGCUUUUAUAUAAGUCAAAAUAAUUCAAAUGAAGAGCAAUUGACUUUGAAAGAUUUAAAAGGUAUUGAACAUAAUAAUGGUAAUAGUAAAGAUAAAAAUAAAUAUUAUAAAAAAUCUAAUAGUAUAAUAAUAGAAAAUAACAUGAGCAAAAGAAAAGAAAAAUUCCAUCAAGGUUGGGAAAAUCUUAAUACAUUUAGUGAUUCAAACUUUUAUGUAAAACCAAAAAAAAAAAAAAAAAUUAAAAAUAUUAAUAAAAAACUUUUUUAUAUUCAUAAUGAUAAAAAAGUUUUUAUUUUUAAUGAAGAAGAUGAUAGUGAUUUACAUGAUUAUAACAUUAAUAGUAUUAAUAAUAAUUUUAUUCCAAAUAAUAAAAAUGAACAAAUAGAAAAGAAAGAAAAUUUAAGUAAUUUUAAUUUAUUUAAUAAUAGUCUUAGAACAUUAGGAAAAGAUAUCUUAUCUAGUAUCAAUUAUUAUUUAUAUGAUAAAAAUAAUCAAAAUUUGAUAGAUAAAAAGAAAGCAAACGCGAAAAAAGAGAAAAUAUAUAUUUUGCAAUACUUUUCAAAUAAUAUAAAAGGGGAACAUUGUAAUAGAAACAAUUCCUUGAAGGUUGAUACCAAAGAAAAAAAUGAAAAUUUUAUAACGUAUUUUUCCAUUUAUAAGAAAAAUAAAAUCGUAUAUGAUCAUUAUUCUUUUAAAAUUUUGAACUUGCUUGAUAAAUUGUUAACAAGGAAUUUAAUAAUUAGUAGCUACAUUUACGAUAAGAGAGAAAAUUUCAUAUUUUUAUUCUGCGAUGAAUAUUUUAUUAAAUUAAAUAGCAAAAAUAAGACUGUAAUGAAAAAAGAAAAUAUUGUUAAAGUUGAAAUCAGUUGUAUUUAUUUUAAUUUGAUAUUUGAUAAAGAAAAAAGUUUGAUAUUAAAUAUAAAAAAUAUAAUUAAAAAAAAUAAAAAUAAUUUUUUGUGUUUUUAUUUUGAUAUUCUUUUUAAAAAGAAUAAAAAAAGAUUGAUAAGUAAAAUCCAGAAAAAAUUAUUGAGAAUACUGUAUUUUUUAUAUCAUAUCUUUCAUUUCAUUUAUAAUUAUAAUAAAAAGGUAAAACAUUUAAAAAAAAAUGACUCUUUAAAAAAAAAGGAUUAUCCUUCUGUAACUAUUUUUGAAGAUCAUCAAAAAGAAUUUUUUUCAUUUUCAUCAAUAAAUCAUUUAAAUUUUUUUUACUUGCACAUUAAAAAUUUUCUUUUUAAUUUAUGCCAAUAA